Messenger RNA from Lathyrus sativus (Indian pea), 3846 nucleotides. Lineage: Eukaryota; Viridiplantae; Streptophyta; Magnoliopsida; Fabales; Fabaceae. The record is from the annotation of a GenBank genome assembly.
AUGAGGUCUGACACUCUUCUUGACUAUGCCGUGUUGCAGUUGUCUCCGAAGCGUUCAAGAUGUGAGUUGCUUGUUUCGAGUGACGGAAUCACUGAAAAACUAGCAUCAGGAUUAGUAAAGCCAUACUUGAACCAUUUAAAGAUUGCGGAAGAGCAGGCUGCACUUUCCGUGCAGUCAAUCAGACUAGACAUUGAUAGACAGAAAAAUUCCGAGUCGUGGUUUACAAAAGGAACAUUUGAGAGGUUUGUGCGGUAUGUUGGCAUGCCAGAAGUUUUGGAAAUGGUGAACACCUUUGACGCAGAGAUGUCGCAGUUGGAAGCAGCACGGAAAAUAUAUUCUCAGGGGACCGGAGAUCAGCGCAUGGAUUCACAAGGUGGGGAAGGAACAAGAGUCAUCGCAGCGACAGAUGCAACAACGAAGGAACUUCUAAGAGCUAUUGAUGUGAGACUGAGUGCAGUAAGGCAGGACUUAACCACAGCAUACGCCACCGCAUCAGCAUCUGGCUUUAACCCUCACACUGUCUCUCAUCUCAAACAUUUCGCACUUCAUUUUCGUUCUCAUCGCUUGAAUGAAGCGUGUACCAAGUAUAUGUCUGUGUACGAAAGAAGACCGGACAUAAUUAUCCAACGCGAACUGCCACGUGGCGAUGAGAGGGACCUUCGCUCAUCGGUUAACUCCGACAUGUCCAUUGAUAACGACGACGAUCAGGCCCAAGCCCAAAAUGAGGCCCAAGAACAAAACAAGGCCUCCACGUGGCAAGCACCCAAGGCGUUUACAACUCCCACAUCGCUGAGACGUAACAACGACACCAACAGCAAAGUUAUAAUAAUAAACCAGAAAGACGAAGCGAAAGACAACAACGACGGCGGCAACAGUAAAGAAGAGACCGAGUCAUCGUCGCCGGCCCCAUCGCCGACUCAGUUGCCGUCUUCUCCAACACCGGCUCCAACGGGACGGCGGCUCAGUGUUCAAGACAGAAUCAAUUUGUUCGAGAAGAAACAAAAAGAGAAUACAACCGGAAAACCGGUGGAGCUUCGGAGAAUGUCCUCCGAUAUUUUGCGACGGUGGAGUGGAAGCAGUGAUAUGAGCAUUGACGUCAGCAUCGAGAAAAAACUUUCCGAGAACCCUUCUUCUACAGAAAAUAAGUCUAUUGCUAGUGCUACAACCUUCAUAGAUAACAAUAAUAAUAAUAAUAAUAAUAAUCAUAAUAAUAAUAAUAAUAAUAAUUCGGACAAGGUUGUGAAAACUGAACAAGGGUCUUCUCAGGAGAGUUGUGACGUUUCGGUUUUUGAUGAAGAGAGAAGUGGAGGAGUAGGGUUCAAAGAUCAAGCGGGUGUUUCUGGGACGCAAGUGAAAGCUUCAUCUGAUAGGUACGAGGUUACUGUUGAUGAUAAUAAAGACGUUGAUGAUGUUAAGUUUCAUGGUGGUGUGAAAAGUAAUGUGGUUCCCACGUCACUGAGUAGGGUCCAACGUAGUCAUUCUAGGUCUCUUUCAGCUCAGUUUGAAGGUGGUGGUGGUGUUGGAAUCAAAUCAAGAGAAUCUUCUACUUCUUCUCAUUCUUCUGUUGUUUUAAAUGGUGUUACUCAAUCUACAACUCAGCCUCAGUUGAGAUCUUUUGCUGUAGAUACUGAGGAUUUGAAGAAUUCUCAGGUUAAGGAAGAGGAUUCUCAAGUCAUGAAAACUAAGUAUCAGAAGCCUCUACCUUUGAGUUCGGAGCAAACCGGGAUGUCACGGAGUAAAAGGGAUGAAAUUCGGCGUGCUAAUGAUAAUGAAAGUACUAAGUUGAACCAUCCUGGUAAAAAGAAUGUUAUGGAGAGUCAGGAUAGUGCCCGUGUAACCGCCGUGCCUUUGGAGCAGAAUCAGAGAGUAAGGCAGUCUAAAGGUAAUCAGGAGAUGCAUGAUGAGCUGAAACUGAAGGCUGAUGAGCUUGAAAAGCUUUUUGCUGAGCAUAAACUGAGGGGAGACCAAUCUGGUACUGCACGGAGAAUCGAGCCUGCUGAGGCACGUGUUGAACAGGCUGUUACCUCGCAGUCUAGAAGACCUACAGCGGGGGAUUCAACUCCUCAGCCGCCUUCUAGAAGCAGUGUGCCUGAACCAGCUACGAGCUCUGGUGUUAAGACGCUUACAAAGUCGGUGGAUAGUCAGAAUUAUGGAGAUGAGUCUAGAGGGAAGUUUUAUGAAAAGUACAUGAAGAAGAGGAAUGCUAAACUUCAGGAGGAAUGGAGUGUGAACAGAUCAGAGAAGGAAGCUCGGAUGAGGGCCAUGCAGGAUAGUCUUGACCGGAGUAAGGCUGAGAUGAAAGCCAAGUUUUCAGGGUCUAUAAGCCGACAAAAUUCAGCAGGAGGUUCUCAACGCGCCGAGAAACUUGGAUACAACAAACCAAGUAUUAAGAGAGACCAGCAUCCUAUAGAUUCCUUUCAGAAUGAAGAGGAUGAAGAUCUUUCUGAAUUUUCGGAAGAAAAGAUAUAUGGUGCUUCAAAGCAAAGUAGGAAAAAUGUUCCCAAUAGGAAUGUCUCUUCAGGCACACCUCGCACAACAGCAGUGUCCGUGUCACGUUCAUCUGGAAGACGGAAAGACAAUCCUCUUGCUCAAUCUGUUCCCAACUUCUCCGAUUUAAGAAAAGAAAAUACAAAGCCUUCUUCUGGAGUCAGUAAACCAACCCGCUCUCAGUUGAGAAACUUUCCUCGUAGCAAAAGCACUAAUGAAGAUGAGCAAGGUAUCAAGGAAGAGAAGCUAAGACAAAGUCUGUCUUUACGGAAGAGCUCUGCCAACCCUGCAGAGUUUAAGGACGUGUCCUCUUUGAACUCAGAUGGGAUUGUUUUGACUCCAUUGAAGUUUGAUUUGGAUGAGGCUGAUCUGGGUCCCUACGAUCAAUCAUCCAGGUCUUUCCUUAAAAAGGGUAGUACCGCAGGCCCUGGUUUUGUAGGCAGUGCCAUGAGAAUGAAAGCUUCAAUGACAUCUGAUACUGAGAAAAAUAAAGAAUUUAAUGACCUAGAAUUUGAUAUGGAAGAUUCAUUCCAUUCGGCCAUAGAAGAAGAGGAUGAAAUUGGAAGCGUGGCUAUUGAAGAUAGUGCUUAUAAUAAUAACGGGAAGAUUAGUCCGAGUCAGGAAUCUGGUAAUUCUGGGUCUGAAAUUGGUGAUUCUACAAGAUCUCUUGCUCAAGUAGAUCCUAUUUUAGGGGGUGAAAUGCCUAAUGCAUAUCAAUCAACUUUCAACGGUGUAGGAUCGCUGCAGGACUCUCCAGUUGGAAGUCCUGUAUCCUGGAACUCACGUGUGCCUCAUCCUUUUUCUUACACACACGAGUCUUCUGACAUUGAUGCUUCUAUAGAUUCUCCAAUUGGAAGCCCUGCUUGGAAUUCUCGUUCCCUUAUCCAGGGUGAAAAUGACGCCGCUCGAAUGAGGAAAAAAUGGGGUAGUGCUCAAAAACCUUAUCUUGCUAAUUCGUCCCAAAAUCAACCCCGCAAAGAUGUCACGAAAGGCUUUAAGCGAUUGCUUAAGUUUGGGAGAAAAACUCGCGGGUCAGAGACUUUGGCUGAUUGGAUCUCUGCUACAACUUCUGAAGGAGAUGAUGAUAUGGAAGAUGGCCGAGAUCUAGCCAACCGGUCCUCAGAAGACUUGAGGAAAUCGAGAAUGGGAUUCUCUCACGGCCAUCCUUCUGAUGACAGCUUCAAUGAAAGUGAGCUGUUCAACGAACAGGUUCAAUCCUUACAAAGCUCUAUUCCUGCACCUCCAGCCCAUUUUAAACUGAGGGAUGAUCAUAUAUCAGGAAGUUCAUUAAAAGCUCCCAAAUCAUUCUUUUCGCUCUCAACUUUCCGAAGCAAGGGAAGUGACUCGAAACCUAGAUGA